UGUCACAGUGUUUUGUCGUCUAUUUGUUUUGAUUUUCGUCAUCUGUGGUUUUGAGGGAGUUUUCGGGCAGAUCAAAAGUCCAGACACUCUCCAGAGCAUCGUCGAAGCAAUCAGUGGUCAUCGCGUAAUGCCAGACCCAUGGCGGAAGAGCAGCAAUCCGUGAACUGUGACGAAGGUUACGACUCCAGGAACUCGACGCUCAGCAAGAGGUCCGAGAAGAGGACGAAUGGCCUGGAGGUCGAGUCUGGCGAGAUGGAGGCAGUGAAGCCAAAAUGUCAGGAGUGCGAGGAGAGACGCUCAGAUGAGCCUGUAAAGCUGAGUUUUGAGAAAUUUCCGGAGAAUCGAGAGGAGCAGGAGAAGAGGUCACAGAUUGAGGAGGCACUGUCGGACCCCAACUCAGACUUGGAGACGUGGCGACAGUUUGCAUUGUCGGAGUAUGGGCUGAUAAAUGAUGAUCUCCGGAAGAAGGUGUGGCCGUUGCUGGUGAACAUCGAUCCUAAUAAUGUGGAGCCAGCGCCCAGCUUGGAUGAACUUAAGUCCCAUCCGGAGUACAAUCAAGUCAUCCUUGACGUUAACAGAUCUCUCAAGAGAUUCCCGCCGGGAAUCCCGUAUGAGCAGCGAAUCGCGCUGCAGGAUCAGCUCACGGUGCUCAUCCUGCGAGUCAUCAUCAAGUAUCCGCAUUUAAAGUACUACCAAGGCUAUCACGAUGUGGCCAUCACAUUUCUCCUGGUCGUGGGCGAGGACGUGGCGUUCCACGUGAUGGAGAUCCUGUCCACGAACCACCUCGUGGAGUGCAUGCAGGAGACGAUGGAGCCCACGCAGCAGCGCCUCCUCUUCCUCUAUCCCAUCGUCCGCGGCGAGAAUCGCGCUCUGCACGAUUUCCUAGAGCGCUCCUGUGUCGGCACGCUGUUCGCCCUGCCGUGGUAUCUCACGUGGUUCGGACACAGCCUCAAUCAAUAUCGCGCCGUGGUGCGACUGUACGAUUACUUCCUGGCGUCGCCCUUCCUCCUGCCCAUCUACGUCACGGCGGCCAUCGUGCUGCACCGCGAGGACGAGAUCUUCCGCGAGGACUGCGACAUGGCCAGCAUCCACUGCCUCCUGUCGCAGCUGCCCGACGAUCUGCCCUUCGAGUACCUGCUGCAGCGCGCCCAGAAGCUCUACGCGCGAUAUCCGCCAGACGAGGUGGAGGAGCAGGUUCAUGUGAUGCAGGAGCGCGAGAAGCUGCGCCGCGCCGAAGAGGAGGAGCGCAUGCGACGCCGUCGCGCGGCCAUGCAGAGGAAGAGGGAUCGUGAGGCGUCCAUUGGCUUCCUGAAUCGCCUGCUGCCGCACACGCUGGUGAAUCGGCGCAUCGUCCUCGUCACCACGGCGUUCUCCAUCCUCGUCGGCAUCUGUGCGUACUACUACAAGGCCCAACUGCCGCCGCACUUCCGGGCGCUGCCCUAGGCCCUUUCCAGCUGUAAGUAUUCUCGAACAGCGCGCGCAGCGAAGAGUGAUUGAGUAUUUGGAUCUGUCGGAGUGUCUCUGAACUCGGGCGCGCCUUUCUGACCGCGGAGAAUCUUGCAAAUGAUGUGCCAUUGAACGUGUAAAGAGGCAACUUCUGCGGAUGGAAAAGCGGCUGAGCUGAAGAGAUUCUGAUAAGAGAGAUAUUUUAGCCGGCAAGAAGGCAUAAAUAAAAUUAGACACACAUUUGUUGAUGAUUUAAUUUUACUGGGUGAUCGAAUGUAGAUAUAAAUAAUUGUUGUAUUGCAAUAAGAAUUGAGGGGUGAAAUGACGAUGAGUGGAUCCACUAAAAGGCUAUGGAAAGAAAGCCAUCAAUUGUUGCUCAUAACAUGAAAUCCUCGCUGACACUCACGACAUCCUGUAAUUAAUUUAUUUCCAAAGAUUUAUGGAGGUAUUUUCUGUGCUUUUUUUCUAGAAAUCAUUUACAAUGUAACAAUCACAACUAUUAUUAGCAUGAAUAAGACAAGGAGGCAGAAAGAUUUUUGGUAGAACACUUUCUUUGCAGAUGACAGAAAAUGUGUAAAGUUUGAAUCUACGUGCAAGAAAAGUUAUGAAAUUAGGAUUACGCAAAAUUAAAUAUAAUCAGCCCUGAAUUAUUGUGAGGAAUAAAAUCAAUAAACA
This is a messenger RNA of Phlebotomus argentipes, 2121 nucleotides long. Its product is annotated as TBC1 domain family member 20. The record is from RefSeq and is a predicted model, not a curated record. The coding region runs from base 139 to 1443 and encodes 434 amino acids. Gene Ontology annotation, molecular function: GTPase activator activity. The transcript has 5 exons. Gene Ontology annotation, biological process: positive regulation of GTPase activity; endoplasmic reticulum to Golgi vesicle-mediated transport. NCBI's taxonomy places the organism in Eukaryota, Metazoa, Arthropoda, Insecta, Diptera, Psychodidae. Gene Ontology annotation, cellular component: endoplasmic reticulum membrane.